This is a messenger RNA of Drosophila suzukii, 1752 nucleotides long. RefSeq names its product Ionotropic receptor 94c. NCBI's taxonomy places the organism in Eukaryota, Metazoa, Arthropoda, Insecta, Diptera, Drosophilidae. The record is from RefSeq and is a predicted model, not a curated record.
AUGGAUAAGUCCACCAUUUUAAUAUUUGUCAUCCUAACUGGAGUCACGACUGAGAGUUCCCACGUGGAAUUCCUCAGCAAACUCAUUGAAGACAUAAAAGGAGAUUUUCCAAUCAGUACAAUGCUGAUACUAAAUCAUCAGCAGUCUAAAGACUGUGUCAUUCAAGACUGGAACAGCAGAGAAAUUCCAACACUACGUUUUAAUCACCUGGCUAAAGUCCAGAUCAGAGGGCACUUCAGUUCGCUAGGACUUUGCUUUGUUUGCAUCGACAGGGAUUCCGACAUCAGUCUUCUCGAGAAUGUGGCUGAAAGCUUUGAAGGAAUGCGACAGGAGCGAAUAAUAUUAUGGGUCCAUCAGAAAGAUACGCAGGAAUUUCUUAACGAGAUCUUGACUAUAGUUGAUGCGAAGCAGUUCUUUAAAAUGAUUGUUAUAGAUGUGCAUUAUGGAAAGAAGGAGACUCCAAUUGUUCAGCGCUUAGAAGCAUUUCCAACCCCUCAUUUUGUUCGACUCGAAAAUGUCACAUCAGUUUUUCGUAUAUUUAAAGUUAACUUUAAGGGCAGAAGGGCCAACGUGCUGCCUGAUUCGGAAACCUCUAUCAAAGUUUACGCUUGGGCUAACGAUACUCUAUCAAUACACCUAAGUCGAAUCCAAGACAGCGAGAUCAUUGUGUUUGCCAAGAAGUACAAUUUGAGUCUCGUUGUCAUGGGAUCCUCAAAACAGCAUCCCGUUGACCCUAAGGCAAUUCCGGACAUUUACUUACGUUCGGAGCUUACGCACAAUGGUACAGAUGUGAGAAAUUUGAAUCCAUAUGACAUAACCUCAUUGAUUGUAGUUGUACCAUGCAGCAGGAAGAAGACCGUAGGAGAUGUCCUCAGGCAACUGAAGGUCCAACGUUUGGUUCUAUACCUUCUACCCGUUUAUGUCACCUUCGUGGUUGUGGAAACCAUUAUAAUGAUGGUGACCCAUCGGUUUCAUGGCCAUGCGUUCCGUUUGACCUCCUUAAAUCCACUUCUGAAUCUUCGUGCCUUUAGGGCCAUUUUGGGACUGUCAUUUCCUAUUAGCCGACGAUCCAGCCUUUCACUUAGACAACUCUUUUUGGCCAUUAGCUUUUUUGGACUGGUCUUUAGCAGCUUUUUUAGCUGCAAGUUAAGCGCUCUACUAACAACGCAUAGCCACCAUCCGCAAGUAGAGAAUUUCGAUGAAUUGCGUAGCAGUAAUUUGUCUGUAGUUAUGAGACAUGCCAUUCGCACCUAUAUUGAAAAAAAAUUCGGCGACAACUUCUUUAAGCAAGAAAUACCUAGAGCCAUAUUCAUGAACAGUGAUGAAUCGUUCUAUUUAAUGCUCUCGUUAAAUGACACCUAUGCUUAUAUUAUGCUGAGAGAAAAAUGGAAUGUUCUGGAUAAUUAUCAAAAAUCAAUUAAACGACGGGUUCUCUGUGAUUCAAAAGAUUUGACUGUCAUGUCGGGCAUACCCAGAAUGUUUAUCCUGGGAAACAACUCAAUAUACGACUGGCCACUUUCAAGAUUUUUAAGGAAGGUUCGGGAAAAUGGCAUUGUAAAACAUUGGAUAAAUAAAUCGACCUACUUUGUGAGGAAAACGCUCAAUAUAACACAUCAUCCAAGUCCCAGGCAAAUAAAAGGUCCCAUAGGCUUUGAGGAUCUCAUGUGGUUGUGGUUUGUUUUGGGAAUUGGCUAUGGUAUAGCCACUUUUGCUUUUAUCGUGGAGCUAUUUUUAAGAAGCCAAUAUCGCUGA